AUGCCUCACAAUCCGACCAAACGAGAGCGCGACAGAACCGCUAUGUCCUACCCCGUGAGGCAGACCUUGUUUUGCCUCUUCUGCCUCGAAUACAAUCUCCGCGCGUGGAUAGAAAACGGGCGACUGCGGGCACGAAAACGACUGUGUGAGAUGCUCCCGGCUGGCCUUGAGGGCCACCGAUUCGAACUGCUAUCGCUCGUCUCUUGGUUCGGUGCCUUUUGGCGGAAUAAUCUUGUGGCUAGGAACUUGGAGUUAGUCGAGGUCCAUGCUUUUCCCGCUGAGGCUCUUGCUCGUCUCGCCUCUAAGCUUGAGAAGCUUAUCGAUUCCUUCGCGCUUCUUAUGCGUAAUCAUGUUGCCACACAUGACAUAGAGGAUCUUCUCCCGAGUCCCACAUUCGAUAUCGAUCGUGGCUUCAAGGUCGUCGCGUGA
Messenger RNA from Penicillium soppii, 429 nucleotides. RefSeq lists its product as uncharacterized. Bases 1 to 429 code for a protein of 142 amino acids. The record is from RefSeq and is a predicted model, not a curated record. Lineage: Eukaryota; Fungi; Ascomycota; Eurotiomycetes; Eurotiales; Aspergillaceae. The transcript is spliced from 4 exons.